CACUAGACCUACUUUCGCUCUUUUACAUCAUUUAUCUAUAUAAACAAGCAAACACGUUAAUAAGUUCGAUAAUUUAACUAAACUAAAAAUCGGUUUUGGAGUCUUGAUUCUGAGCAAAUUUCUAAAUACGAAGAUUAAAUUUUUAACUAGAGUACGAAGAGGUGUAAGGGACCCUAAAAUGUCGAUUCUGGAAUACUCUGACAAGUUCGCUAAAGUGAAAUCACCUUCAGAAAAUGCCCACACUUGUGAAGUUUGUCCCUACUUUACCACAUCAUUUUUUUCACUGGUAAACCACGUCAAACGUCACGAUUCAUCGUCCUUACAUUUUGACUGUGAAUCAGCCGACGUUGAAACAUUUUCUUGCAAGGACUGCGGUUUCCAAACAAAGCUAACAUUCCUUUUCAAACAACACAUUGAAAAACACAGUCACAGUGAAGAAAAAGAAUACAGCAUCAAAAAUUAUUAUUGUAACAAGUGCAGCUGUGAAACUCAUUCAGUGUUGACAUACUUUCAACACAUGAAAGCACAUCUUACAAAUGACAGUUUUCACACACCAAAUACAAGCAACUUUUUCAAGUAUAAUUGCAACCAAUGCGAGUACAAGUGUAAACGAAAAACGUCUUUAAAAAUGCACACAGUGUCAAAACAUAUGAAUGAUGACGAAAUAACGUGGUAUUACUGCGCAAAGUGUCCGUAUAAAGGUAAACAAAAGCGGUCGUUGAAUGAACACACCACUAGACAACACUCAGAUGAACAAAAUAUUAAAUGGUUUGACUGUGGAAAGUGUCCGUACAAGAGCAAGUACCAUUCCAAUUUAAUAAACCACGUAAAUUCGCACCACUUGGAUAAAGCUGACGUUAAAUGGUACGAGUGUAAUCAGUGUCCAUAUAAAGCCAAACACCAUGCCAAUUUAAUCCGGCACGUAAACGAGCGUCAUUUGGAUGAACAAGAGAUUAAAUGGUACGAAUGCGAAAAGUGCCCAUACAAAGCUAAACGAAGUUCCCAUUUGAGGAAUCACAUAAUUGGGCACCAUUUCGACGUGCAGGAUGUUAAGUGGUACAGAUGUGAUCAAUGUCCAUAUAAGGCUAUUCGCAGCGACAGUUUAAAACGGCACCUGAAGGUAAACCAUUUAAAAGAGGAGGACAUUGAAUGGUUCAAAUGUGAGCAGUGUUCAUACAAAGCCAAGUAUAAGUCGUCUUUAAGCAGACAUGUCAGCACGCAACAUGAAAAAAUUAUGAAGUGGUUCGAAUGCCACAAAUGUUCGUUCAAAACUAAGCGUAAGUCGUCGCUAAACAGACACGUGAGCACCCUCCACGUGGAUUAAAAC
Messenger RNA from Zophobas morio, 1327 nucleotides. Its product is annotated as zinc finger protein 64-like. The coding region runs from base 179 to 1324 and encodes 381 amino acids. Gene Ontology annotation, biological process: regulation of transcription by RNA polymerase II. The transcript has 2 exons. NCBI's taxonomy places the organism in Eukaryota, Metazoa, Arthropoda, Insecta, Coleoptera, Tenebrionidae. Gene Ontology annotation, molecular function: DNA-binding transcription factor activity, RNA polymerase II-specific; RNA polymerase II transcription regulatory region sequence-specific DNA binding. The record is from RefSeq and is a predicted model, not a curated record.